Molecule: messenger RNA, 4581 nt
Organism: Phasianus colchicus (ring-necked pheasant)
Lineage: Eukaryota; Metazoa; Chordata; Aves; Galliformes; Phasianidae
Source: RefSeq, a predicted model, not a curated record
GGGGAGGAGGGUGGGAUCAGCCCAUCCCUAAAUCUCUCCUUCCAAUCACACCACUGUGAUCCUCUAUCACCAAAAACCUUUGUAUGUCAUGGGGCAGCCACCUCCUCUCUUUCAUCUUCCUCUUCAGCCCCCAAAUGCCAUCUCCUUUGAAGACAAAGCUGGCCCUGGGGCUGCUGCAGCUCUGCUCAGUGCUGCAAACCUGGCGAGGUGGAAGGGCUGGAACAGCCCACUUGAGGAUGAAAAGGCUGUCACCUUCAUCCUGCUGACACCUGUGGGCACCUGGGCAGGCAGCAGUGGGGUAAUGCACAGCCCCAGCACCACUACCAGCCCCAGGGAGGACGGAGCUCAGGCAAGCAAAAGGGAGCUCAGAGAAAUCAGGUCACGCUCCCCUGGUGCCAGGGCUUUGGCUGGGCUCACCGCGUGGUGAUUAGGGACAAGGGUCCUUCUGCAGGAUGUUUUGCACAAUUUCCCCUUGUUUUGCAAUUUCCGAGGGCUUAAGAGAGAAGAAAAGCCCUGUGUUUUCCCCGAGCCCCUUUGGCUCACCCACCCAAGCUCCCCUCUGCAGUCUAUUCUGUGCCCCAUCUCCAAAGGGCAGCACAUGGUCCAGAUACAUGCCCUGAGGUUGUCCCCAGCCCCCUUCUGUCUCUGGCCAUCAUCCCUGUGUGCCACCAGCUGCACCCUCAGCAAGAGGAAAAAGCUUCAUCCCCCUACCACAGCCCUGCGCAACCACAAAAGGGGCAGGGCAGAACUGAGCAUCACUUCCCUGGCCCUGCAUCAUCCCCUGCCAGCUCCCAGCUGGGCUCAGAGCCUCACUGCUGCAGGGGGUCCAUCCAGAAAAGAGCACAGAGAAAGCAAUGGCUGGAAGAGCCUCACUGGGGCCGUGCUCGAGGAACACGAACAGCAGUGACGUGUCCUCAGGGUGGAUGGGCGUAAAUCAGAGCCCUUUAAACCGCUGCCUUUGAUCAUGACUAAGAUGAGGAAGUAGGAAACCUCGACUGCUGAGAUCAAGACUGUCAGAUGCCAUCUUCUUUUGCAUUUUGGUUUGUCAGUGGUUUUCCUGAAGGCAGCUUGCUCAGGAGCAGCCAAAUUACUUGCAGCCUGCUUGCAGCUGGCCUCAGGCUUCACCUGUCUUAUCACCUGCCCUCUGCACUGAGCCACCCGGCACCACAUUUUCUUCGUGCGUUUCUUACAUCAAAUGUCUUUUUUUUUUUUUUUUUUAAUUGGAUUAUUCAGAUCAUCCUCGUUUGUCAGCAGCUUUGCAGAGAUUGGCCGUGGUGGCCGCAACCUGAAGCACCGCCACUCUUACAGGGCUUUGUGCUGUGCUGCUCUGCCCUCUGCCAUCCUCAGAGGGUGGGAGAGAAGAACGGACCCCCUGGUUCCUGCUGCCCCCAUUGGCAUUCCCAGUCUCUACAAGGAGAGCAGAGCGAGGUCCCGCUGUUAAUGUUUGAUCAGGGCCUGCCUCUUGCUCUCUGAACUCAUCCCGUCAUUAAGCCGUUCACAGCAGGAAGGGGUGCUGGGUUUGGGCCCAAAGCUGAGCUCAGCCCAGAACUCAAACAGAUUGCUGGGCUGCGUGCGGAGCUGGGGGCUGGUCCUGGUGCCAUUCGUUAGUUUAUGAUCAUCUCUGCAAACAGUGGGGUGUCUCUGCGGGAUGAUGGCUUAAGAGAGCCACGGAUGUGCCCUGGGGAGAUCCCUGCCAGCUGUGCUCCCUGCAAAGGAAAGCAGUAAAGGGGAUGGGGGGGACAGGAGCGUGGGGUGGCACAGCUUUCUACUCACCUCUCCCAAACCAGCAUCCUGAAUCCCCUCCCCGAGCUGAGCUCUGCUCCAUCACAGUGCCCACCUGUGGAUCAGCACUGCCUUCCCUGAGCCCUUCCCACCACCAGCAGCCUGUGCUGACAGGGGAGGCUUUUGGCACAGCCAACCCCUGCCCAGGGCGGCUGCCCCGUGUCUGCUGGAGCAGCGGGCGCUGAACUUUAGACAUCUCCAAAGGCGAGUGCAGCCGUUUUACAGCUUGCCCUCGCUUUUCACCCCCGGGGACCAAUUUGCUGGGACGAUGAGAAUCCCGGUCUUUGAUCCGAACAAUGCGCAAAGGGGGAAAUGUCCCGAUGGCUUCGAACUCGCGCUGUGUCGGGCUGGGGUUUGGCACGGGAACAGCUCCUCUCUGUGUAGCUGAACUCACUGCUCUCCUGGGGAGGAGAGCCGGCAGCUAGAGGCCACUCGCUCCCAGGAAUGCUCUCCCAAAGGCUCCUCUAACAGCCCCCCGAGGAUUUCUCAGGGUCAUCGUACCCCUCCAGACAAUCCUUUCUUCUCCUCCUGCCUUUCUUCUGGGGAGGACCCCUCCGGGACUGGCGGCAUUGUCACGGUGGUGCCAAUUAGGCUGAGCCGGCUUCCAAGAGGCUGCGCUGGCACCGUGCGGGAGCUGCUGUUGCUGAUCAAGGUUUCAUUGUUCGCCGCGCCGCGGGUCUGCUGGCUGUCCCUGGGCACCCUGCCCGGCUCCACGCGGUGUCACGGCGCGCUGCUCCGAGCUACGAUCCGCGGGUGUCACUGGGAGGGCUCCGGAGGGGAGGACGUGUCAAGCCCAAACCCAAGAGCUGAGAAAAAACAGAGAAGCAUCAAAGUGGCCGGAGCUCCUGGAGGGAGGGAAAAUCUGGCAUCUUUGGCCGCCUGCCCCGCUUUGUGCCUGACAAUGGUCGGGAUCAACAGCUAAUGUGUUUUUAUUAACUGCUCCCGCAGCUCUGGCUGGGAGAACAUGGACGCUCCGGUGAGGAUGUUCUCACUUGCCCCGUGGACGCCGACGCCGACCCCCUGGCUGGGAGGGAAUACAACCGCUGCUGCAGAGGCGAAGUGCGUCUUCAACGAGGAGUUCAAGUUCAUCCUGCUGCCCAUCUCCUAUGGCAUCGUCUUCGUGGUGGGUCUGCCCCUCAAUUCUUGGGCCAUGUGGAUUUUUGUCUCCAGGAUGAGGCCUUGGAAUGCCACCACCACUUACAUGUUCAACCUGGCUAUCUCUGACACACUCUAUGUCUUCUCCCUCCCAACCCUGGUCUACUAUUAUGCUGACCGCAACAACUGGCCCUUCGGGAAAGCGUUCUGCAAGAUCGUGCGCUUCCUCUUCUACGCCAACCUCUACAGCAGCAUCCUCUUCCUGACAUGCAUCAGCGUCCACCGCUACAUGGGCAUCUGCCACCCCAUCCGCUCCCUCAAGUGGGUGAAGACCAAACACGCACGACUCAUCUGCGUGGGCGUCUGGCUGGUUGUCACCAUCUGCCUCAUCCCCAACCUCAUCUUCGUCACCACCAGCUCCAAGGACAACAGCACCCUUUGCCAUGACACCACCAAACCCGAGGAGUUUGACCAUUACGUGCACUACAGCUCCUCUGUCAUGGCCCUCCUCUUCGGUAUUCCCUUCCUGGUGAUUGUUGUGUGCUACUGCCUGAUGGCCAAGAGGCUCUGUAAGCGCAGCUUCCCCAGCCCAAGCCCCCGCGUGCCCUCCUACAGGAAGCGCUCCAUCAAGAUGAUCAUCAUCGUGCUCACCGUCUUCGCCGUUUGCUUCGUGCCCUUCCACAUCACCCGGACCCUCUACUACACCUCUCGCUACUUCCAAGCUGACUGUCAGACCCUCAACAUCAUCAACUUCACCUACAAGAUCACACGACCCCUGGCCAGCAUCAACAGCUGCCUGGACCCCAUCCUGUACUUCAUGGCUGGGGACAAGUACCGGGGACGGCUGCGCCGGGGGGCAGCCCAGCGGCCCCGGCCUGUGCCCACUUCCCUGCUGGCCCUCGUGUCCCCCUCUGUGGACAGCAGCAUGGUCGGCAGUUGCUGCAACAGUGAGAGUCGAGGGAUGGGGACAGCGUGGAGCAGAGGCGGGCAGUGAGAAGUGAAGUGGGAUACAGCACAGAAGCCCUGGUCCCACAAACCUGUCUGAAGCACUGACCAUGGGUCUGAGGGAGGGUGGCCAUGGGGUGCAUCCCAGGUCACCAAGAAAACAAGUCAUUUGUCCCUCCCCAGGCACGCACAGAGUACUUGACCAUAGAGUGCAGUAAACAGACUGACAUUAGGGACAGUGGAGGAGCAGCCCUGUGUCAGGUGGUGACAUGUGGGGACAGCAGGAAUGGUCAUGGUUCUGGCCACGGUCUCUCCUGAGACUUUGUCACUCACUUCGACAGGGCUCAGCCUUCUGCUGCAAUGCCCUGCACUGUCUUCAGGGUGGGGACACUUGGGGGAUGGGCAUGGAGCCACAUUUCAGAGAUGUCCCCCAAAGCAUCGUCCUGGGGGAGGUGAUGAGGGGCUGUGCUGCUAAUGGACCCCAAUAAAGCACCUUCCCCUUCUCCACGUGGUCCCCCCGUGUCAGGAGGAAGAGGUAGGACAUAUCUGUGGUGAGGGGACAGUAGCGUAGUCCCUUCAUACCAUGGCAUAAUGUGGGGCAAGCUUGGGGCCAUGGGAUGAGGAGGGUGACAAGAGAUGGGUGGUGAAGGCCUGCAGGAGAAUCUGCCUUUAUGGGUGUUUGCUCUCUAAAUGUUUACCCAGAGUUAUGUUUAACUGAGGAUCUGCGUAAAGACAAGCAGCCUGGAGAUGCUUAUCAGC